Messenger RNA from Paramecium primaurelia, 1046 nucleotides. NCBI's taxonomy places the organism in Eukaryota, Ciliophora, Oligohymenophorea, Peniculida, Parameciidae. The record is from the annotation of a GenBank genome assembly.
AUGAAGAAAACACAUACAAGAUAUUUAUUGGAAAUACCAACUCAUGAAUAUUAAGAGAAAAAGGUUUAUUAUGUCAUUAAGGUAACAAAUUUGGAUACUAAUGAUUUCAAAGAAGUGAAAAAACGAUAUUCUGAACUAGAAUCAAUUCACUAUAAAAUUUUGGAAUGGAUCAACAUUUUCAAAAUAAAAAUCCCUUAGUUAUAAUUUCCAAAAAAAAAAAUUCUUUUCAGCACUAAUCUAUCAGAAGAGAGUGUUAAUAAGCGUGUAUUUUCAUUUAUUAAUGUAAGAGAGCUGAAUUAUAAAAAUAUUUUAAUGAUGUCUUCUAACAUCCUGAAUUACAAAGUUUAGGUUCAAUUGAAGAUUUCAUUCCUGUGACUAAAAACAGAAAACCUCUUGAUCAGAAUUAAACAUCUCAAAAUUCUAAUAAUUAAUGGUCUGAAAUAGAAGCAUUAAAGAAAUCUUAUUUAGCUAAACAUGAGAAUCAGGUUUUUUCAUUACCUUUAAUAAAACCACAACAAUAAAUCAAGUAUAUUAAAUUUUUACAUUCUUAUUAGAUAAUAAUACACCUUUAAGUUUGGAGAGCAUGCUUUCUUUGAUAAUUCAGCAAUUUACACCAUUGAAAUCACAGAUCAUUAUGCUAAUAAGAGUUGGAAAUUCAAUCAAAGAUAUCAAGAUUUGAAGGAAAAUCAUAGAUAAUUAAAAAAAAUAAAGAUUUCUUUUGAAUUACCAGAGUUUCCUCAUAAAAAAGUCAUAAAUUCUAUGGAUAAUAGUGAUUUAAAAGAUAGAAAAACUUAAUUAGAAGUCUAUCUAAACUCAAUAUUUAAGUACUCUUAUUAAUCUAAUAACUUAGAUAUCAUGAAUUAGUUUCAAGUAAUCUUAUGGUAUUCUUUAUUGCCAAAAGUUAAUUGGAUGGUAAUGAAAUAGGAUGUAGAUCUAAAGGACCAUCAUAAACAACCUUAGAAUAUUCAAGUAUAUAAAGUCAAUCAAAUAUCAUGGAUUAAAAUGAUGACUUUGAUCCAAAACAACCGAGAAAAAUUACCUGUUGA